AUACAUACACACAUACGUACAUAUAUGUAUGGCAACGUGUUUCAAAGAGAAAAUUUAAGAACUUCAAAACCCUUCAAAAAUGACGAUGGUAGAAAUGAGAGUUCAUAUGGAUUGUAAAGGCUGCGUAGCUAAGAUAAAGAAGGCUCUUGGAAAACUCGAAGGAGUCGACAGUAUCGAGAUAGACAUGGAGAAUCAAAAGGUGAGUGUAAUGGGUUGGGCAGCAUCUGACCAUAUGAAGGUACUUAAAACAGUGAGGAAAACGGGACGAAGAGCCGAGCUAUGGCCAUAUCCAUUCAACCCUCAGAACCAAUUUUACUACGAAUAUUGCCAAACCGAUUCAAAGGGGCCGCCGUGGCAGUCUUCGUAUAACUAUUACAGGCAUGGAUACGACGGUCACGAUCAUGGUUAUUAUCAGCCACCGCCGUACGAAACUCUUAUUAGUGAACGAGCCAGCUCUAUAUUUAGCGACGAAAAUCCCAAUGCUUGUUCCAUUAUGUGAGCUACAAUGUGUGUGCGCGUAAACAACCACAUUUCAAGUAUUUGUAUGUAAUUUUUUAUUUUUGGGUUUUUUACUUCUUUUAAGAGUUGUACAUAACUUUGUUGAAGAAUUGCUUUAUUUGUUUUAAUGGAGAACUGUUUGUUGAGGUGCUAA
This is a messenger RNA of Gossypium arboreum, 652 nucleotides long. Its product is annotated as heavy metal-associated isoprenylated plant protein 28-like. NCBI's taxonomy places the organism in Eukaryota, Viridiplantae, Streptophyta, Magnoliopsida, Malvales, Malvaceae. The record is from RefSeq and is a predicted model, not a curated record. Bases 80 to 499 code for a protein of 139 amino acids. Gene Ontology annotation, molecular function: metal ion binding. The transcript is spliced from 3 exons.